Messenger RNA from Cercocebus atys (sooty mangabey), 9817 nucleotides. RefSeq names its product sema domain, immunoglobulin domain (Ig), short basic domain, secreted, (semaphorin) 3G (gene SEMA3G). Gene Ontology annotation, molecular function: chemorepellent activity; semaphorin receptor binding. The record is from RefSeq and is a predicted model, not a curated record. Bases 4865 to 7267 code for a protein of 800 amino acids. The transcript has 17 exons. Gene Ontology annotation, biological process: neural crest cell migration; semaphorin-plexin signaling pathway; negative regulation of axon extension involved in axon guidance. NCBI's taxonomy places the organism in Eukaryota, Metazoa, Chordata, Mammalia, Primates, Cercopithecidae.
GAGCUCAAGUGAUUCGCCCAUCUUGGCCUCUUGAAGUGCUGGGAUUACAGGUGUGAGCCACUGUGCCCGGCCAAAUCUGGUGGAAUUUUAAGGAGAUGAGUACAGUGGGAAAACCAGCGCGGGCUGGCGUGGAGACUGGAGGCGUGGUGGGCCCAUGAGUUAGAGUGGUCUGGGAAAGCUCCCUGGAGGAGCUGCCUGUGCGUGAGAUCUGGGGGAACCACAGGGAACCAGCCAUGGGAGGCCAUGGAGAAAGACUGGGAAGGUCUCAGGAGCAGAAAGGCAGUGUUGGGCUGGAAACCAAGCCCCAGCAGUCUUGGGAGACGUGGGCAGUGCCAGGCCCCAUGAGGACCCAGUCAAUGUGAGGGGUGAGGGCUGCAGAGGACAAAAGGGGUGGGAGAGAGGGUCCCAGGAGCUGGCAUGAAGUGGGGGCAGGCUCUGGGCAAGAAAGCCCGGUGGCUCCCAGUACAGUGGGGUGCUGGGGAGAGGGGGUCGGGGGUGCAUGGAUUCAAGGCAUAUUUUGGAACUAGGAUGGACAGAAUUUGCUGAAGGCUUGAAUGUGAGGGGUGAGAAAUAGGAAAAUCCAAAAUGACCCUUAGCUUUUUGGCCAAACUGCCAUUUCCUGAGAUAAGGAAGCUGGGGGGAGGCACAGGUUCAGCCGUGGGGUAUUGUGAAGUGGAGGUUACUUCCCAAUACUAGGUUUUAGUUGGGUUUUUUGUUUUUUUCUUUUCAUUUUGAAAUUCCAGGCUUGCAAAAAAUAGUACAAAGAACUCCCAUUUACAGGUCCCCCAGCUUCCCUGUGGUUAACAUUUUAACCACAGAAGGAUCAAACACAGGAAAUGAAUAUUGACAUAAACACUGCUAAUUAAUCUGCAGAGCUUAUUGGAGUUCUGUCAGUUGUCCUAAAGUCCUUGUCCUGGAGCAGGAGCCAAUCCAAGAUGGCACUAGAGUGACCUCAUCCUCCUGUCUCCUUACUCCCCUCCAGUCUGUGACGGUCCUCCGUGUUUCCUCGUCACGUCUGAAGAGCUCAGGCCAGUUAUUCUGUAGAAUCUCACUCACUUUGGGUUUGUCUGGUGGCCCCAGGGUUUGGGAACUUGCAGGCCCCCAGGCCUCGGCCGCCUGAGCAGGAGGGUUUCCGUGGAGCAGAGGGGUGGGAGCCUGACAGGAGUGAGCUGAAGUACAAGGGAGAUGGCGGGUGCGGGCAACACCCAGGGAACAGAGAAAGGGACCCAAGCUGAGGGGCGAUGUGGGGUCCAGGGAAGCUUGUUUAAGAAGGGGUAAGGGAAUGGCUUGUAUGCUGGGGUAUCAACCCAGUGAAACAGGAAAAGCGCCAUGUGAGAUGUAGGCAAGCUCUGCAGCAGGCCAGUGGCUACUGGGCCCCGGACAGUGUCUGCCAGGGCCCGGUUCUAGAGCUGGUCACAGGUGCAAGCUGUACAGGGAGAAAGAGGAGUCUCAAGGCAAGGAGGGGCAGGCAGAUGGGCCUCGGCGAGUGAAAGAUGUGGCAGUGGGGGUGCUGAGCUGCCGAUGGUGAUGUCCAGAGGAAGGGAUGUUCCAAAUGGACAGGCAGAAGGUCAUGCCCUUAUUGGUAGUGACCUGGAGGGUGGGUAGCUGAGGUAGGGGGAGGGGUCCAUGACAAUGAGGAAAACAGUGACCCAAGAGAUAGGGGGGUACCAGGGAUGUGGGAUGCCAGUGGGAUUGGGGCAAAGAGAGUUAAGCCCUCUGUGAAGGAAACAGGAGAGUGUCUGGGCCAGCUACAGAGAGGGUGCAUUCUGGGGGCAGGCUGCUGCCUCAGACAAGGGCCACGUGUGCUCGGGUAGAAGGGAGUGAGGAUUGUCAGGAAGGGGCAAUGGGGGAAGAAGGGCUCUGCCAUGUCCUGGCUCUCUCUUCAUCAGCUGUGGCAGGGAGGGGGACAAGUCCUGGACAGGAAGAGAAGAUGAAUGGCCCCACUUGCAGAGGGAAGUCCCAGAGGAGACUGUUGGAGGGUUGGGGUGGGGAGGGUGGAGCUGUGAGGGAUGGCUGAUGGGAAACGGGGGGGCUCACCCUCUGCAAGCAGCUGGAGGUCCGUGGGGGUGGAGGGGGCAUGACAUUGUCCUAAUAUCCCUGUUCCAUCCAUGAAAUUGGUGGGGAGGGGACUGGGGGCAUCCAUUCCUUCCAGGCAUGCCCACCCUAGAAUUCUGGCUGGGAGAGGCUGGGCUGUGACCGUCCACAUACCCACCUGGUGGCACCUGCUGCAUGAACACGCACCUCACAUAAGUAUCAGCCCAGCUCACCAUCUCCCACCAGUACACGGCAUUUUGCAUCCUACAUGAAUCAUCUAGUUUUGCCUCUUUUGCUGCAUCCUUUCCAUUUCUGGACUUUUGCUUGGAUAGUGCUUCCUCCAUGAAGCCUCCCUUGAUUUCCUCCAUCAAGAGCAAUCACUGGAGCAUCUUCCACUGCUCCUGCUUCUUUAUAUUGUGUUUGCCUGGUUACUGCUAGCGACCUCAAGAGACUGCCGUUUCUCCUGGAUGGCCCUGCUACACCAACGCUGCGAGUUUGGGGGCCUCCUGCAGUUCCUUCUUUGUCCACUAGAUGGCACAAGAUACCUGUGUCUGGGCCCAUUGAUCCGCGAAUUCAGGGCACCCUUGGGGUCUUUCCCACCUGCCGCUGGCAAGCAGGGGGGCCUUUAGAGAGGAUCCCUACCCCCUGCCCCCUAGCCUGGAAAACUGAAGCCCGGAGAGGGAGAGGACCUGACUGAGGCCACACACGUUAACAGUAGAGUUCAGACUCCCAGCCUGCCGCAGGCUGUUUCCGCAGUGUGGAGUAGGCUGCCUGCAUACCCUGCUCUGGUCGACCCAGGCCUCCCUGCAGCCCCUGCUGGGCGUCUGGCUGAGCUGAGACCCCAGGGUGGGCUGGCAGGCUGAGGAGUGUUGGGCCACCUGCCCGCCGCUGUUGGUCACAUGCUGGCUGAAGGGCUGCCUGGUUCAGUCUCCAGUUAGAAGUUGGCCCUAACUUGGGCAGUGUGCUGGCCACACCUCCCCAGGGAAACUGAGGCAGAAGCACUCCACCCCAGGGUCCCAGGAUAUGGUCACCCUGACAGCAGUCCCUGCGCAAGCCCACUCGGCAGGUUAUAAAGGCUGCUUACACCCAGGAUGGCUGAUCCCCGGCCCUGGGAGGAGGAGGUCCCUCCCCAUCUGGGAGGAGAAUGACCCCCCACCCCUAACCAGGGGAGCUGGAGAGUCUGGCCAAGGUUUCAGGGUACUGGAACAUCCUGGAAUUGAGGCAGGGCCAGUUUGGAAGGUCUCUGCUGUGGGCAGUGGAGGGGCAGAGAACAGCCCAGAGACAGAAAGGUCUUGGCCAAGGCGUUCUAGCAGGGCCAGAGGCAGGGCUGGGCUGAGCUCCAUCACUGGUCUCUCUGGGCAGCCCCUUGCCCACCUUCAGGCCAGCCCCCUGCUGAAGGAGGCAUGUGUGAGUGAAGGGAGAUGGAGACAGGGAGGUAGAGUUGUAGGUCUCUAGGACCUGUCAUGCUGACCCAAGAAGCCAGCCUGUUUCCAUUUCAGGAUUGAGGUAGGGGAGGAGGGUGGGGUCCCCAUAUUCCCAAGAAGGCCCAGAGCAAAGGAGGGUCCCAGGAAGGGGCAGGGCUGAGCUGGACCCAUCUCAGCCUGCUCUGUGGCCUAGGCCAGGUCCUUUCCUCCUCUCUGAGUCCCCCACAACUUACCAGAGGGUCCAGGCCAGUCCAUGUGGGAGGCCCAAGCUGCAGGAGUUGUUAGAAUCCUGGGAACUCAAACUCCAGCUCAAAAUUAAAGUCUCUUUAGUGCCCAGGGCCUCAGGUUCUGAGUGUAGGGUUCUGGGGUGGGGUGAGGUGGGAACUGUUCUGGAGCAGGGAGCAUGGGGAGGUCCUGUCACUCACCCCAGAUUCAGGUUCUCAGUACCAUUUCCCCUUUGGCCCUCUUCUGUGGCUUUCUGUGCGCUCCUCCCCGCCCCCCCACAGCCACCGCUGCUUCCCAGUCAGCAUUCAGGGCAGGGGGAGUGAGCUCUGAGAGAGCACAGGUGUCUGCAGGGCCUUUGGGGUAUAGGGUCCCUGGGAAGAACCAUCACUGACCUGGUGAAGCUCUGGACCCUGAGUCUCUGGAAGUACUGGAGGCCUGAGGGAGGCAGGGCAAGGGGAGGUUCCCUCAGCAUGGGGUCCCCUAAUGCCCUUGUCCCCUACCCCAAAGCAAGCCUGGUGAGCUGCGAUGGGGCCUGUAGAUGUGGUGAGAGGCUGGGGUGGCCGGAAGCCAGAUGGGGACAGGCCUGGGUGGAAGAGGCUGGGCAGUCAUCUCUUGCUGGCUCUAUGAAGUGUUGCCAGACCUCAAACACCAGCCUAGGACAUGGUGCCCCCUCUGGCCGAGGCUUCAGGGGGCUGGAACAUCCUGGAAUUGGGGCAGGGCCAGUUUGGAAGGUCUCUGCUGUGGGCAGCGGAGGGGCAGAGAACAAGGCAGAGCCCAGCUCGGCCUCUACCCAGCCCAUCAACCUCGACCUCUGAUCCCUGACCUCCCUUCCAGGCUCUCUCCCCACUUGUCACUUUGCUGGAGCCUGAGGACCUGUAUUUGUGGACAUCUCUGUACACAUGGCCCGUGCCCCAGCUGGGAAGGUCUUCCCAAUGGAGAGCUAGCUGGCCAGUGUGACACAAAGGCCUGCACUGGGCCAACAAAGUGGAAGGAGAAGUGGCAGGUGGACGGCAAGGCCCCGCCUCCUUCUCUCCCCCGUCCCUCUUCCCGCCCAGGACUGGGUGGAGCCACUGCCUUAUAAGUGGUGGCCUGGUGGCAGCAGAGCAAACUACAGCCGGCGGCCAGCAGGACCAGAGGGCGGCUCUGCAGGCAGGCGGCAGCGGUGCCCUCAGCUCCCCAGCAUGGCCCCCUCGGCCUGGGCCAUCUGCUGGCUGCUAGGGGGCCUCCUGCUCCAUGGGGGUAGCUCCAGCCCCAGCCCUGGCCCCAGUGUGCCCCGCCUGCGGCUCUCCUACCGAGGAGCCGUGGUCCAAAAACCUUCCAGCACCACGUGGAUGGAAACAUUUUCCAGAUACCUCCUGUCUGCCAACCGCUCUGCCAUCUUUCUGGGCCCCCGGGGCUCCCUGAACCUCCAGGCCAUGUACCUAGAUGAGUACCGGGACCGCCUCUUUCUGGGUGGCCUGGACGCCCUCUACUCUCUGCGACUGGACCAGGCGUGGCCAGAUCCCCGGGAGGUCCUGUGGCCGCCGCAGCCAGGACAGAGGGAGGAGUGUGUUCAAAAGGGAAGAGAUCCUUUGACAGAGUGUGCCAACUUCGUGCGGGUGCUGCAGCCUCACAACCGGACCCACCUGCUAGCCUGUGGCACUGGGGCCUUCCAGCCCACCUGCGCCCUCAUCACAGUGGGCCACCGUGGGGAGCAUGUGCUCCACCUGGAGCCCGGCAGUGUGGAAAGCGGCCGGGGGCGGUGCCCUCACGAACCCAGCCGUCCCUUUGCCAGCACCUUCGUAGGCGGGGAGCUGUACACGGGUCUCACCGCUGACUUCCUGGGGCGAGAGGCCAUGAUCUUCCGAAGCGGAGGUCCUCGGCCAGCUCUGCGUUCUGACUCUGACCAGAGCCUCUUGCACGACCCCCGGUUUGUGAUGGCCGCCCGGAUCCCUGAGAACUCUGACCAGGACAAUGACAAGGUGUACUUCUUCUUCUCGGAAACUGUCCCCUCGCCCGAUGGUGGCUCGAACUAUGUCACUGUCAGCCGCGUGGGCCGCGUCUGCGUGAAUGAUGCUGGGGGCCAGCGGGUGCUGGUGAACAAAUGGAGCACUUUCCUCAAGGCCAGGCUGGUCUGCUCAGUGCCCGGCCCUGGUGGUGCCGAGACCCACUUUGACCAGCUAGAGGACGUGUUCCUGCUAUGGCCCAAGGCCGGGAAAAGCCUUGAGGUGUAUGCGCUGUUCAGCACUGUCAGUGCCGUGUUCCAGGGCUUCGCCGUCUGUGUGUACCACAUGGCAGACAUCUGGGAGGUCUUCAACGGGCCCUUUGCCCACCGAGAUGGGCCUCAGCACCAGUGGGGGCCCUAUGUGGGCAAGGUGCCCUUCCCCCGCCCUGGCGUGUGCCCCAGCAAGAUGACUGCGCAGCCAGGGCGGCCUUUUGGCAGCACCAAGGACUACCCAGAUGAGGUGCUGCAGUUUGCCCGAGCCCACCCCCUCAUGUUCUGGCCUGUGCGGCCUCGGCAUGGCCGCCCUGUCCUUGUUAAGACCCACCUGGCCCAGCAGCUACACCAGAUCGUGGUGGACCGCGUGGAGGCAGAGGAUGGGACCUACGAUGUCAUCUUCCUGGGGACUGACUCAGGCUCCGUGCUCAAAGUCAUGGCCCUCCAGGCAGGGGGCUCAGCUGAACCCGAGGAAGUGGUUCUGGAGGAGCUCCAGGUGUUUAAGGUGCCAACACCUAUCACUGAAAUGGAGAUCUCUGUCAAAAGGCAAAUACUGUAUGUGGGCUCUCGGCUGGGUGUGGCCCAGCUGCGGCUGCACCAGUGUGAGACUUACGGCACUGCCUGUGCAGAGUGCUGCCUAGCCCGGGACCCAUACUGUGCCUGGGACGGUGCCUCCUGUACCCGCUACCGCCCCAGCCUCGGCAAGCGCCGGUUCCGCCGGCAGGACAUCCGGCAUGGCAACCCUGUCCUGCAGUGCCCGGGCCAGAGCCAGGAAGAGGAGGCAGUGGGACUUGUGGCGGCUACCACGGUCUACGGCACGGAGCACAACAGCACCUUCCUGGAGUGCCUGCCCAAGUCUCCCCAGGCUGCUGUCCGCUGGCUCUUGCAGAGGCCAGGGGAUGAGGGGCCUGACCAGGUGAAGACAGACGAGCGAGUCUUGCACACGGAGCGAGGGCUGCUGUUCCGCAGGCUCAGCCGUUUUGAUGCGGGCACAUAUACCUGCACCACUCUGGAGCAUGGCUUCUCCCAGACUGUGGUCCGCCUGGCUCUGGUGGUGAUUGUGGCCUCACAGCUGGACAACGUGUUCCCUCCGGAGCCAAAGCCAGAGGAGCCCCCAGCCCGGGGAGGCCUGGCUUCCGCCCGACCCAAGGCCUGGUACAAGGACAUCCUGCAGCUCAUCGGCUUUGCCAACCUGCCCCGGGUAGAUGAGUACUGUGAGCGCGUGUGGUGCGGGGGCACCAUGGAAUGCUCCGGCUCCGGAGGGAGCCGGAGCCGGGGCAAGCAGGCCAAGGGCAAGAGCUGGGCAGGGCUGGAGCUAGGCAAGAAGAUGAAGAGCCGGGUGCAUGCUGAGCACAAUCGGACACCCCGCGAGGUGGAGGCCACGUAGAAGCGGGCAGAGGAGGGGUGGUCAGAAUGGGCUGGGGGAGCCCACUAGCAGCCCCCAGCAUCUCCCACCCACUGGCUAGGGCAGAGGGGGUCAGGACGUCUGUUUGCCUCUUAGAGACAGGUGUCUCUGCCCCCACACUGCUACUGGGCCACCUACAGAAAAGACUGGGGUCUGAUGGAGGGGCCGGCUGCUUGAGGCCUGUUCCCUGCCCCUCUCUGUGCUCUCAGACCCAGCUGGAGCCAGCACCCUCUGGCCGCUGGCAGCCCCGAGGGAUCUGCCAUUUGUUCUCAGAGAUGGCCUGGCUUCCGGAGCACAUUUCCGGGUGUGCCCAGAGGCAAGAGGGUUGGGUGGUUCUUUCCCAGCCUACAGAACAAUGGCCAUUCUGAGUGACCCUCCGAGUGGGUGUGUGGGUGGGUCUAGGGGGUGUCCCGGUAGCGGGCUCUCAGGGAGCCAGAGGAGGGAGGAAAUGGCCUCUAAGCUAGCACCCCGCAAGAAGAGCCUACCUGACCGACUUGGGGAGGGAACAUGGAGGUGUUAGGAAGGUGGAGCAACAAUGCACCUCCCCUCCUGUCGUGCCCUGAUAUCUUGAUGGCUCUCUGCCACUGCCCACCGCCUCUUCUCCAUCUGAGAAUCAGAGAGAGGCAUAGAUAAUCUAGAGGCAUGGACUGCUAGAGUCCCCAGGGAUCUGGGUUGGUCAGGGCUCAGGCUUCACUUUGUAAACCAGGUGGGGGCAUCUCACAGCCUGACUUCCUUUCCCCAGGCCAGGGUUGCUGGGAUACCUGCCCCUCCUGAGAGGACCCCCUCCCCACUGUCAGGCUCUCCAUUCCCAUGAGCGGGGAGGGGUGGGUUUUGGGGGAUUGUUGUCCCUUGUGUCUGUGGACUAGAUAGGGCAGGGGAGCUGGGGAAGGGUGCAGGCGGGAAGAGUGGGCUGUCUUUCCCAGGGUGAUGCAAGCAUGCCGCAGCCCUGGAGGCUGGGAAUGUGGAGGCUCUGUGAGCCCUCCAGUCCUCAGAAUCAGGGCCAGGGAUGCAGAAGAUUGAGAGGAUAUGGAGAUGGACAGAGGGCAGGAGACCCUUAGGAUAGACUGUAGGACCCAAGCAGGAACAGGUGUCCACAAGGACUCAGGAUGGCAUCAGUUAGCUCAGAAGCCACCUGUAAGACCCCGUGUUUCCAUCUCUGGAAUCUCUGUUUUAUGCUAAAUGGAUUUAGGAAGACUGUUUUUCUUUUAAGGGGGAAACAAGGUAGAGAAAAAAACGAAGUGUAAGUCCUGCUGAUUCUUGGGGGGAAAGAUCGGACGGCAAGGACGCAUUCUGCUGGGGCAUGUAGCGGAGGUGUUUUUGCCAUCAGCAGUUUCUCAGGCUGGGGAGCACAGAGCGGAGGAGGAGGACUAAAUGAAAAGUUGUUCCCAGCCUGCACAUGAACACGUUCAUGAUGCACAAAACUGACUGGAAAGAGAUAAGACCACCGGGUUUGAGAUUCCCUCCAUUAAAACAACCAAGACAAAGAAAGGAGGGGAAAAAAAGAUAAAAAGCAAGACAGGGUUCCCUGCCCCACUGAAACUCAAACCCAGACUGCCUACCCCUGGCACCUCCAGAGAACUGGGACCUGAAAUACCUGCUCCUUUCUCCCCUUUGACCAUGUAGUAAAUGAACCAGAAGCAGAGAUUAACCUAUCAACGCCCUGAGAAGCCUUCCAGCCUGCAGUGCUGUCUGCUGGGAGGUCAGCUGGUCAAAGCAGAGGAGGAGAGGAGGAAAGGAUAGGGGCUGAAGAGCAGAAGGGAGGGGAGACAGAGGGGAUUAAAGAGGGGAGGAGAGAGUGUGGAGCUCCAAGAAAGGGUGUCAGAGCUGCAGCCAGCUCUGCCCUCUACCCUAGGGAGGCCAGAAAGAAACAAACAGCCCUCUGGGCCUUUAGGCUAGACUCUGGCUUGGCAGGCUCCAGGCAGGGUCCUCUGGGAAGUUACUCUAGAAAAUGAAGGGAGGAGGAGCACAAGGUCCUCAGCAACGAACACCUGCACUUGGAAAAAGUGGACAGCUUCUGCCAACCGCACCCCACCCAUGGUACUGUAUGCUACUAACUCCUGGAAACGCCCUGUAUGUGCGAGUUCUAUUUUUGUAUUUGUAUGUUGAGAUGGGCUUUGUGGUUUCUCUGUUCUCAGAGCAUAUUUCUUGUAAUUACUAUUGUUAUUUUUAUUGUCAUGACUGCCCCUGAGCUCUGGUGAGAAAAGCCAAAUUUAUAAGGAAAGGGAUGAAGUUAAUAUUUGCAUCAUGUAAUUAUAUCAUUACUGUGUAUCUGUGUAUUGUACUAAAUGGACUGAUGCCAGCACAUGAGCUGAAAAUGAAGAGCCCUCCCAUCCAUUGCAUGAGAAAGAAGGUCACCCUGAGUGACCUCUGUUUCAUGAUUUCCCAAACAGGUUUUAGAGCUGGAAAAGGACUUAAAGAAAGAGACUGGGUGGUGCUUUCUAGAAAGGAGGAAGAUGGGUAUCAGGGGAAGGAAGGAGUUAGAGGGCUUUGUCUAUGAAGCCGAGAUUGCUCAUUAAAUGAGGAACAUCCUGG